Molecule: messenger RNA, 1163 nt
Organism: Cydia amplana
Lineage: Eukaryota; Metazoa; Arthropoda; Insecta; Lepidoptera; Tortricidae
Gene: Galt
Product: probable galactose-1-phosphate uridylyltransferase
Exons: 9
Coding region: 102-1151 (349 amino acids)
Biological process (GO): beta-D-galactose catabolic process via UDP-galactose, Leloir pathway
Cellular component (GO): cytoplasm
Molecular function (GO): zinc ion binding; UDP-glucose:hexose-1-phosphate uridylyltransferase activity
Source: RefSeq, a predicted model, not a curated record
UGUUUACCGACUCUUAUCACUUCAAUCCACAUUUAUUUAUAACCGCCACUUGACAGUUCGCGUCUGCCGCUCGCGCCGCGUGGACGUGCCACAGAUACAACAUGGAGUUCGACCCGAUAGAGCACCAGCACGUCCGCUACAACCCUCUCAAGGACGAAUGGGUGCUGGUGUCCCCUCACCGCUGCAAGCGGCCCUGGAGCGGCCAGACCGAGGAAGCCCCUGACGAGAUACCCGAUCCUAAUAAUCCGUUGAAAGCUGGUGCCGUGAGGGCAAAUGGACAGAAAAACCCAUUAUACACGUCAACGUACGUGUUCCCGAACGACUUCCCGGCGCUGCUGGAGCGCGUGCCGGAGCCCCCGCCACCGGAGCACCCGCUGUUCCAAGCCAAGCAGGCCAAAGGCACCUGCAGAGUGAUGUGUUUCCACCCGGACUCCACCACGACUAUCCCGCUGAUGAGCGUCGAAGAAAUCAUGGCAGUAAUCCAAGAAUGGAAGAACCAGACAACAGAGCUCGGCCGCAAGUAUACCUGGGUCCAGAUCUUCGAGAAUAAGGGCGCCAUCAUGGGGUGCUCCAACCCGCACCCCCACUGCCAGAUAUGGGCGUCCAGCUUCCUGCCCAACGAGGCUCGUGUCAAAGACAGGUGUCAAAAGGAAUACUUUACCAAGUCCAACAGACCAUUGCUGGUAGACUACCUGGAGCAGGAAGUGCAGAAACAGGAGCGUAUAGUCGUCAUGAACGAGGAAUGGGUGGUGCUGGUCCCGUACUGGGCUGCCUGGCCGUAUGAGACGAUGGUGCUGCCGCGGCGCGGGCGCCCGCAACGACUUACCGACCUCAACGAUAUCCAGGUACGGGCGCUCGCAGAAAUCAUGAAGGCGCUCAACACCAAAUACGACAACCUGUUCCAAUGUAGCUUCCCCUACAGUAUGGGCUGGCACGGCGCUCCAACCGGCCCAUCGAAGACCCCAAUGGACUCCCCCCAUUGGCUGCUCCACGCCCUCUAUCUGCCGCCAUUGCUGCGCUCAGCUAGCAUCAAAAAACACAUGGUAGGAUACGAGCUGCUGGCGCAAGUGCAAAGGGACCUUACGCCGGAACAAGCUGCCGCUAAACUGCGGGAGUGCGACCACGAAGUGCAUUAUAAAAAUAAGAAAUAAAUCUUGAUACGU